AUGGCAUCUGCAGACGCACGCAAGGAGUCCGAGUUCGCACUCGCCAAGCCCUACCUCGGGACGGGUGCCCUCGCAGCCUCGAGUCUGUUCGACGUCUCCGGCUGGGUUUGUGUUGUGACUGGCGGAGGCACUGGCCUCGGUCUCGUGACGGCCGCAGCACUGGCGGAGAACGGCGCAAAGGUGUACAUUACGGGGCGCCGUCUCGACACUCUCGAGGCUGCCGCAAAGACUGCGGCACCGAAGAGCGGGCCUGGCAAGAUCAUCCCUGUCCAGGCUGAUGCGGCGACAAAGGAGGGCGUCCAGAAGAUGCGCGACGCCGUUGCCAAAGACGAGAAGUGGAUCAAUCUCCUUGUAAACAACCAUGGUGUGUCGCUCCCCCAUGGCGAGCCGGACUCGACGGAUAACUCGCCCGCGGCACUCAGCAAGGAGAUGUUUGAGAACGAGACGUACGAGCGCUGGCUCGACGCGUACCGCAUCAACACCGCCAGCUACUACUUUACGACGUGGGCGUUCGUGCCGCUCCUAUCUGCGGCGAAGACUGUGGGUGGCGCCGCCGAGCCCGGCAACAUCGUCAACAUCUCCAGCAUGUCGGGGGUUACGCGUACGAGCCAACGCGGACAGUUCUCGUACAACUGUAGCAAGGCGGCGACAAUCUCCCUGACGGACCAGCUUGCCUUUGAGCUCGCCCGCCGCGGCCUCAACAUUCGCGUCAACACCAUCUGUCCGGGCUACUUCCCUUCCGCAAGUGGCAUGUCCGUCUUCCCCGCUGACAGGAUCGAUCACCCUGAGGCACAUGUAAAGGAAUGGCGCGAGAAGUGGGGCGUGCCGUUCGGCCGUGCCGGUAACGCGCGUGAUUACGCGCAGUGCAUCUUCGGCAUCAUCACCAACGCAUAUCAGACGGGGUCGCACGUGGUCAUGGACGGUGGCUGGCUACUGGAGCAAGCAUUCUAA
Molecule: messenger RNA, 951 nt
Organism: Cutaneotrichosporon cavernicola
Lineage: Eukaryota; Fungi; Basidiomycota; Tremellomycetes; Trichosporonales; Trichosporonaceae
Exons: 7
Coding region: 1-951 (316 amino acids)
Molecular function (GO): oxidoreductase activity
Source: RefSeq, a predicted model, not a curated record